ACUCAACUCAACAAAUGACGUAAUUUGUAUGGCGAAUGGGCUAUUGAACUCCGCUGAACUAUACGAGAGCAGCGUCUGAUCGCUCAGCGGCGAUCACUUGAGUGCAUUCAGUUUCAAGUUUGACAGAAGACACCAAAAUUCUUAAUUCAUAUGCAAAUUAGAGUCUGAUCUUAUUGGCCACAUCAACUAGAGAACGGUCCAGAUCAGGUAACUAAGAAUAGAAGUGGACAGAGAGAAAGCAAAUGGUGGGCAGCUUAAAUUGGGGUCUCUGCUUUGAUUUGGGAAAUAGAUGCAUCAAAUAUUCUAAUGAGAAAACCGUUAGCAUAGAAAACCCAUAAAAGAUGCACUUUGCAGCUGCUCGGGCUGGGUAUAUAAAGGUGCAGCCGUUGCAUCCAAGUCAUAUUCCCUCAGUGAUCAUGGAACACAGAGCAUCAUCAAUACUCUGGAUAGUGCUUUUCUCGUUGCUGGGCAGCGCGUUCACCUUCCAGGAGAAGUCGCCCCAAGCGCAGCCGCAUCUAAAGCAACCGCAGCAGGUACUCAGUGGCAGUGGCAGCGGCAGUGGCAAUGUGGAGGACUCCGUCGGGACGACUCGCAACAUUGAUGAGCAACAAUUAACAUCCAUCGGUAAGGCUGGCUUUGGAAAGUUUUUUGGCUCCAGCUCGAAGACUACAGCCAAACCGACAGUACAACAUCAACACAAUUACUAUUAUACUUCAGAGGACAGCCAGCAUCCUCGCCAGAACGGUCCACAAGGUUAUCCCUGGGGUGGUUAUCAUACUCAUCCGCCUCCGCAGCGCCCCUGGGUGCCGCCGUAUAGUCAAUGGCCCUAUGGCUAUCCCUAUGGUUAUCCUGGCAUUCCCGGCGUUCCUGGCACUCCUGGCAUUCCUGGCACUCCCGGCGUUCCUGGCAAUCCCAGCGUCCCUGGCGUUCCCGGCUAUCCUGGUCCACCUGCUUCUGGUUAUCCUGGUUAUCCUGGCUAUCAUGGCUAUCCCGGCUAUCCCGGCGUCCCGCGCUAUCCUAACUAUCCUGUUUAUCCCGGCUAUCCCAGCUAUCCCGGCUACCCGAUCUAUCCUGGUUACCCUGGUUACCCUGGUUAUCCAUGGUAUCGCAACUCUGAAAACGAAGAGCCCGAGGAAUCCCAAGCGCAGCAAGAAGUCGUUCAGCGGUCCGUUCCCGCCAGCUAUCAGGCACGCGUCUUGGCCGCCACGAGCAAGUCAAAUAGCAAUGUCUUGCCUCUCUACCAGCUGCUCAAUCUGGCUCGCGUUUAAGCCUUGACUAUGAAUUGAAACUCACUCAGCAAAUAAAAGAACAUUUUCGAAUCAUUCAAACUGAGCUUUUGCUUAAGAAUAUUCCAGUAAUUGAAGAUUGCAAGAUCAACAGAAAUGGGAGAGUAUGCAAACUCACAAUAAAAGCAAAACAAACAUCGAGAGUUACAAUCUCGAGAAAUAAGUAUGAUAAUAUAACAUAUCCAGCCGGUACUGUGUGAGUUAUGCCAGCGGCAAAUCGCGUCAAUGGCCCCCACUUGGCGACCGU
Messenger RNA from Drosophila arizonae, 1533 nucleotides. RefSeq lists its product as uncharacterized. The record is from RefSeq and is a predicted model, not a curated record. Lineage: Eukaryota; Metazoa; Arthropoda; Insecta; Diptera; Drosophilidae.